This is a messenger RNA of Glossina fuscipes, 601 nucleotides long. RefSeq names its product histidine triad nucleotide-binding protein 1 (gene HINT1). The transcript is spliced from 2 exons. Gene Ontology annotation, molecular function: hydrolase activity. The record is from RefSeq and is a predicted model, not a curated record. Gene Ontology annotation, biological process: purine ribonucleotide catabolic process. Gene Ontology annotation, cellular component: nucleus; cytoplasm. Lineage: Eukaryota; Metazoa; Arthropoda; Insecta; Diptera; Glossinidae. Bases 48 to 512 code for a protein of 154 amino acids.
AAUUUCAAAAGCUUACCUUUUAAAUCAUUCGUGAAUCGACCUAAUAAAUGAAUUUAUUGACUUUGCUUUCACGUCGUUUAAUUGCUCAUAAUAAAGGCUUUAAUACCAUUCCCCGUGUACAAAAAGUGGGAAUGUCUAGUGAAGUUGAUAAGGCACAAAAGGCAGGGCCGGUUGGAGAUACCAUUUUUGGUAAGAUCCUUCGCAAAGAAAUUCCAUGUGAAUUUAUUCACGAAGAUAAGAAAUGUGUGGCUUUCCACGAUAUCAAUCCUCAAGCUCCUACUCAUUUUUUGGUAAUACCGCGAAAGCCAAUCACGAUGUUAUCAGAUGUCGAAGACGACGAUGAAGAUUUACUCGGUCAUUUGAUGUUAGUUGGCAGUAGAGUUGCCAAAAAGUUGGGUCUGGAUAAUGGCUAUCGUGUAGUAAUUAAUAAUGGGAAGGACGGCGCUCAGUCUGUAUAUCACUUGCACUUGCACUUUCUAGGAGGUCGCCAAAUGAAAUGGCCUCCAGGCUAAGUGACCUUUCCCUGCAGUUCAUUCAAACAAACCUCUUUAAUGUUUGAAUUUCUUUAUAUUAAAUAAACAUACAACUUUUGAUGCGAUUA